This is a messenger RNA of Parasteatoda tepidariorum (common house spider), 10235 nucleotides long. The record is from RefSeq and is a predicted model, not a curated record. Lineage: Eukaryota; Metazoa; Arthropoda; Arachnida; Araneae; Theridiidae.
GACACGUGAACGAAUUGUAAAAGAAUUUCAUUAAUUUUUUAGUGAUUAAAUCAUAACAAACGCCUUUAUAUUGGAUUACAUUUUGUGACAGUUCAUAAUGUGUGGUGGCAAAGUUGCCGUUCCUUCAAUUGUCAAAGAGAAAAGGAGAAAUUCAGAGAAGCGAAAGGAAAAAUCUCGAGAUGCUGCUCGCUGUAGGCGCAGUAAAGAGUCUGAGAUCUUCAAUGAUAUGGCCAGCCACCUUCCUCUGGAGCAGAGUAUUAUCGCUGGAUUGGAUAAGGCAUCCAUUAUGAGACUGACUGUUGGCUUCUUUAAAGUGAAAGAAUUGUUAAAGAUUUUAAUCCCACACGGGAAGUCAAAAUGUUCAAAAGAUCCUCUCUAUGCCACCGUUUUGAAUGGUUUCUUGUUGAUUCUCUCCGAAGAUGGAGACAUAGUUUACUUAUCUGAAAAUGUUGAAGAAUUUAUUGGAAUCACUCAGGUGGAAAUGCUGGGCCACAGCCUAUUUGAAUUUUCACACCCAUGUGACCAUGACGAAAUAAAGUCUCUGCUUUCUUCUAAGAGUGUUCUCAAAGAUAAAACUGCAGAUGAAGAGAAUGAAACGAUAUCAUUAUUUGUACGAAUGAAAUCCUCACUGAAGCCUAAAGGAAAGACGAUGAACUUGAAAUCUGCCACCUAUCAAGUGAUACAUUAUAUGGGGCACAAAUUUGAUAAGCCUAGUAGCACGCCAGCCUGUCCUGCUUUUUAUCUGAUGUUUAUUGGAAAAACAAUUCCGCAUCCAUCUCAAAUAGAUGUUCCUUUAGAUAAACAAAUCUUCAUCAGUCGUCACAGUCUGGAUAUGAAGUUUACGCACAUUGAUGAGAAACUGUCAGAAUAUCUAGGAUACAAAAGUUCAGAGCUUCUGGGUCAAUCUGUCUUUUCUUUUCAUCAUGCCUUAGAUUCUUCAUCAUUGCUUGCAUCCUUCAAGAUGUUGUUUUCCAAAGGUCAGUGUGAAACAGGCUACUAUAGAUUCCUUUCCAAGCAUGGUGGUUACAUUUGGGUUGUAACUCAGGCGACACUUAUAUAUGAAAACGGGAAGGAGAAGCCAGAAUGUGUCGUCUGCCUUAAUUAUGUGCUGAGUAAAACAGAGAACCAAAAUGAAAUACUGAGUUGCCAACAAGAGAAAGUUGAGAAGAUAAUAACUGAAGAAGAGAAAACGGAAGGAGCCAAACCUGCUUCUUGGUCCUCCAAUACAUCAGCAACAUUCACCUUUAAAGAUCCAGAUAUGAGCAAAGAUUCCCUCGAUUAUUGUGAUGCUGAUAUCCUAUUAUUCCCAGAGUCUAUGAAAGAUUCCAAGUUGCAGCUAGAUUUGGAUCUCUUUCCAGAUGAUCCAUAUGACAUAUGUGAUGAUCCCUUCAUCUCUUACAGGGAUGAUUCUAUCUCCUCCCCUGACUCCUCUCUCAACCUGGCCACCAGUAACAGCACAUCCCCAGUCCACUUUAACACGACUUCAAACACUCCAGAUUCUAAUUGUAUGCCAGAUGUACCGAGCUUAGAUUCUCUCAAUUUGGAACUUAAAUUUACGAUGCCCCCCUCUGUCAAUGCAGAUGAUUUGCGAGCACCCUUUGCCACUGCAGAAGAGGACCUCUGUCCCUUCAUCAGUCCUUCCAAUUCUGUGAUGUGGGGACCUCAAGAGCCUAAAAAGUCCCCGCCACCUCCUCUCGAAAGGACAUCUGACCAAGAAUCCACUCGAGUCAUUUCCACCAGACAAAAUGAAAACUCUCUGAAGUCCAGUCUAGCUGCCUUGUUACAAUCGGACAUGAAGAAGCCCCCCACCCUCACAACAAACAAACAACAAGAAAAAGUGCGAAAAGAGCUUUCCAAGCGAUGGCCUGCUCAGAAAAAUUCAACUAUGAAACAAAAACAAUUCACACCUUCCAGAAAUGGUAACAACCACUCGAGUAGUGGGCACAUAAUCAUGCUUGACACUAUUCCAAUAAAGAAACAGGUUGGAAAGUCCAAUGCCAGGCGUCAGAAUGAGCGGAAGACUCCACCCUUCGGCUCUCACAUUGCCACUGUUAAAGUGAAUGAUCGUCUGAUUAAAGUUCAGGUCUCUGUAUCAGAACUUCCAACAUCUCCUAUUGAGCACAAACAACCGCCAGACCCUCCCCCAAAGAGAUUCAGUCCUUCAUGUUUGGGACCAACAGAGAGUCCCAAACGCCUGAAAGUUGACAACGGACUUUCAUGUUCUGGUCCACUGAGAGACAGUGUGCUCUUAAACCUUCUGAUCAGUGGAGAAGAUGCGAGUCGAGGCUACCUGUGUUCUGGCAAGAACAGAUGUUCUAAUAACAAGAUUGACUCACUCCAAACGAUCUCUCCGAGCGAUGUGAGUGAUAAUACAGAACUUUUAGCAUCGGACAGUGAGCUGUUGGACUCUUUUCUGAAAAUUAGCCAGUACGAUGCUGAAAUAAAUGCCCCUAUUCAAUCAUCUCAUCUGCUUCAAGGGGACGAUUUGUUGAAUGCUCUUGAUCACACGCUACUGCUUAGGAAUGUCCCGACACUUGUCUAAAUCUGAACACACACACACAUUGUGCCUACACGGAGUGGAAUAAUUCCAUUAUUCACUGUAAAUUGAGAUAAAUUUUAUUUUUUAUUGUGCAUCUUGUUAAAUGAAUGACAGACAUCUUGACUUUAUUUUGGCCAAUUUUUCCUGCAAAUACAGAAAAGGAGAGACUGUAAUAAAAUUUGAGUUUUUUUUACUAAUAUAUAUGAAGCAUUAUUCUAACUUUUCAUUUUGUAAAUUCUCAAUUUUUAAGCUUUAUUUUUAAAUUCUUCCGUAUUAUGUUUUUUUUUUUAUAAAUUCAGUUUCUUUUUCUUUUUACCUUUCAUAAACUUAAAUACUAUAUUCUGUGUGAGAAAGAAUAGUAUUAUAUAAUAAUUUGUUUUUCUUACUUACUACAAUUUUGACCUUGUGCUAGAAACAAAUAAAAAUUCAAUGCUAUUUAUGAAAAUAAUUUAUUGAAAUUGUUCUGGUUACAAAUAGUGAAAGAUGUAUAUAUUUCCUAUCUCUAAUAAACAUAACUAUAAUGUUGUUAAAUGAAAAUAGUUUAACUAUUGUUUUGUAAAAGUUCUAUAAUUAUAUUCUCAAGAAGCUUUAAUUUCUUUUAAUUAACGAGGGCCUUAUGUAGGAACUGAAAAUGCAUUGUGGAUUAUAAAGAAAAUCAUAUGUUAUAGAAUAAUGUUAUUGUAGAAUUAAAGUAUAAUUUAUUAAAUAUUUUGUCGUAAAGCAUAAAUUAACUGUGUUUAAAUGAAAUAUUAAGCUAACUGAGACAAAUCAAUUCAUAUCUUAAAGUAUGAAAUGUUUCAUGUCAUAAUGGUUUAUUAGAAAGAAUAUUAUUAUAGCAUCACAUAAGUUCCAACUCUUGUACUUUUAAAAUGAAAUUUGUCUUUAAUUCUUGAAGAGACUUAUGGUUAAGCCUUGAAAAGAUUUGUUGUGAUAAGCCACACUAAAAAGAGGAAAGAUUAUAUCAAGGUUUUGAAAAAUUAAUCAUCUUGAGAUAAAAAUUUAUCUGUGUUUUUUAUUCGUCGUUUUUCCUUACUUAUUUGACUUAAUUGUACUAAUAAAAAAAAACCUGGGCAUAGAAAAUAUUUAUAAUUUUUAGACUACAAUCUUUUUACAUUUUUUCAUAACGAAUUAAUAAACGUUUUUGUAUUGGCUUGUUGUCCUAAAAAAGAAGUAGUAUCUCCACUUUAUUAAAUUCAAAAUAGUGCUUUUAAAUAGAACGGACCUGCAUGAAAACUUUUAUGAAUUUUCAAAACUGUAUUUUAGUCGUAAGUACUUAAUACUAGGUUUUAGAAUCGUAUUGAAGAGAAAAACCAAAAAUAACAAGAAAUAGAGAAACUGCUUUCGUGAUUAAAACAACAGUUUAUGUCAAAAACUACUGUUUUAUUGCUUAGAGCAACAGUCUAGGUCAAGAGAUACUGCUUUCUUGCUUAAAACAAGUCUAGGUCAAGAGAUACUGCUUUCUUGAUUAAAACAACAGUCUAGGUCGAAAUAAUGCAAAUAAGGAGUGGCUUAUCAUAUCACAAGACCUAAUUGUUUUUUUUUUAACUAAAAUAUCUUUACUAUCUAAAUCAGAUCUAUAUUACUUCCUUUUACUCAUGACUUUUUUAAAUUGUGUCUCAUUAUUCCCUGGCAUUCAUCUGAUUAUUGUAUAGAUCAUGAAUGUUGUAAAAUAGUUGUUGACAUUCUUCAUUUGACUGUCUUUGUGUGUGCUGUUCCUAAUAAAAGAAUCGAAGAAAAAAAAACUCUGGGUGUAUAUUUGAUAUUUCAAUUGUGGCUUUUGACCUUCUAAAUGUCAUUGAUCAAAAUAGUUUAUGAUAAAUAAAAUGAAAAAUGUAGUAGUGCAUCCUUUGAAGACAAAACAAAAAAAAAGCCUCUAUAAAUAAAUCUUUUUGUACACAAACAAUGCAUUCUUUUAUCAUUAAACAUUAGUGAUAAUUUAUUCUUUAAUAAAACACUUUGUUUCAUUAUUUAAUAAUUUUCUUUUUUAAUGUGAGAAAAUAAUAUUUUUUUUAUGAUAAAUAUGAUGGAAAGUUUAAUGUGACACGUUUUUCAAAUUGUAUUGAUGUUUUUUCACAGUAAUCUAUAUUUCAAUUGAAAUCCUCAAUUACAUGAAGUACAGUCAGCACUUGCUGAAACAAUCCCUGUUGUCUAUGCAAGAAUAAACAUUACACCAUAAAUUCAGAGAAAUGUUGCAAACAUUAACUCAUACCUAAUGGUUACGAAAUUUAUUUUGACAAAACCAUAUGCAACAACCUGUAUAGUUUAUCAAUACUAAAAAGUAAGUGAUAUGUUAAUUUAAUUGUUCUUAAUUAACAUCAAAUGUUAAUUUGUUGUAUUUUUCAAUGACCACAAUCACCUAAGAUAAGACCUGAGAGAGUCCUCCCAUUUAAGGUUUAUUGUGUUCAAUUUGUGCUGACUUAAAAAGAAAUUGUGAUUUAAAAUAUUUCAUUGAAAUUUUUGUUACUCAUUGAAUCCUUCUCAAUGAAAGUAUUUUUAUUUUAAAGUUAUUUUAAAAGUGAUUUUCUAUGAAUAAAAAAGAAGAGGAACUAAAUUUCAGUUGCUGUAUUAAAAUUAAUAGUUGAUAUCAAACAUUAUAAUGUAUUGUCAAAAUAAUAAUGAGUAAUGUAUUUGUUCAUUAGAGUGGCUGUUAUAGUAAUGGUCAUACUAACGAGUGUAGACUGCAUAUAAUUAUUUUUUUAAAUUAGGAUGAAUUGUGUCUACAUCCUUGUCCAUGCGAUGCAUUAUUUUCAAAAAAUGGUUUUUGUUGAAGAACAGUUUUUGAGAUGGAAAGAUUGAAUAAUGUUUACAUUAAACUAUGUAUGGUUGAUUACAAUAGUUCUCAUCACUCAGAAAUAUUUCUCAUUUAAUUUUUUUUCAUGAAGCUGGGUCUAUAACAAAAAGUUCUAUUCAAGAGAGGGUUCUAUUCAAGAGUUCUACUCUCUCUCCCUCUUUUUUUUUCUUGAGUGAUUGACGACAUCUUAUAUUUUUUAAUUAAUAAUAUGAUGCUUCUAUAUUUGUUAACUAUCUAUAAUAUAAAUAAAUAUACUUAUUUGUUUUAAUAUUAAUUUUAUUUGAAUAAAAAGGUAAUUUUUUGCCAGUUUUCUAAGGUGGGUUGAACCCUCUCUUCUGAUUUCAAGCUUGUCGUGAAAUCUAAUUGAUAUUGUUCUAAUGACUAUGAAGUAACUUUUAAUUUAUUUUUCAUAUAUUUUCAUACAUGACUAAAACUCAAAUUGUAAUUAAAUAGUAUAUUUUGCAAUUAUAAGAAGAAGAAGGGGAAAAAAAAUACAACGAAAAAUAUACCAUCCAUUAACUAUUGCUAAGAUCAGAUGCACUGAUCUUUAAUCCUUUUAUGGUGCUUAUUAUAAUGAUAAUUAUGGUUAUUGUUAAUGUAUAGAUGUUUAUUCAUUAAUUCUAUAUGUUGCUUCAUUAAAAACAUAUAUUUUUAUUGUAUUUACAACUGUAUGAAAUUUCCAUAAAAAUAUCCCACUGUUGAAAAGUUGACUUCUAAAAAAUAUAUACGUAUGUAUUUUUUAAAUUUAAGAUUUUUUUUUAAUGUCUGUCUAAUUGUUUGCUUGAUUUUCAAUAACUUAUUUUUACUAUGGCUUUAAUUUCUCUCAUUAUUUUACAAUGAAAACUGAUUUUAUCGCUCCUAUACAAUAUAUUUAGCAGAAAACUUUAGUACAAUGGAAAUCAUUUUGAAAACUGUUGAUAUUCAUUUACAAUAUUGUUAAAACUUUUGAGAAAUACAGUAGGGAACCGAUUAUCCGGAACGAUCGGGGCCAUCGCUAUUCCGGAUAACUGAUUUUUCCGGUUUUCUGAAUAGCUGCAAAAAGCCGUUUUUUUAUUGUUAAACCCAACUAAAAAAGAAUUUUUUUUUGGAAAUAAUCUUAAAAAGAAGAAAAAACGAUGAAGUAAUACACUAAUGAUUAUUUCCAAAAUGAUGGUAAGGUGAAUAUCUUUCAAAAAAGAAAGAAAAAUCCUAAAAUCUUAUGAGGAAAAAAAAAUUUUUUUUUUUAAAAAUGGCGGGAAAAUUUAUCGAAUUUCGUUCCGGUUUUCUGGUUUUCCGGUUUUCUGAUUUCCGGAUAACGGGUUCUGUACUGUACUUGAAUUUGAAAGCAGAAAGACCUCAAGUAAUAAAGAAAUAAAUAUUGGCAAAUUAUUUCAAAAAUUGUUGUUCCUUUUCAAAAAGAAUAUUAAAAUCUGUUGUGAAAUAUAUUUGAUUCCUUUAACUGUAAGAGAUGUUUCUUUAUUUAUUUUUUUCUUUCGUUUCUUUAGAAGAACUGCUGUAAAAGAGUUCAUUUAAUAAAUAAUAAGUUUUUGGACUUUAAAGUUUUGAUUUGUUAUUUGAGUUUUUUGUCUAUUUCAAAUGGUAUUAUUAUAGUCCAGUAUUUAUUAAUUUCAGACAGUGAUGAUCAGUAUUAUAAACAAUGACGUGUUUUAGUUCUCCAAUGGUAUAUAUAAGCACUUAUAUCGAAGAGAGCACUUAUAACAAUCAUUACAUAAUUCUUAAGUAAUGUAUUUUCUGUGAUUCAAAAGACAAAGGAGGUAUUUUUAAAUUAAAAGUUUUCAAAUACUAGUUGGAAAUAUAUUGUACCUGUAAGUUGUUAGAAUUCUCUAAAAAUGUUUUUGGAAGACAAAUAACAAUACAAAUAACAAGAACAUUGUUUAAGACAAAUAACAAUAAACAUUUGUUCAAAAUUUAUAACAAUCAUUACAAAUGCUUUACUGAAUUUGUUACAUAUUUUGUUUGAUUUGGAACGAAAGACCAAUAAAGUAUUUUUAAAAUUAAAAAUUUUGAAAUACUGGUUAUAUAUUCCAACUGUAAUUUGUUUAGAAUACUUAAAAAAAAUUAUACUUAAUUCUUUUAAUUUGUGAAAAUGUUUAUUUUAAGAGAUGUUUUUUAUUUUAAUUUCCAUAUUGCUUAUUAUUCUAGUCCUUUAAAUUAUGCAGAUAGGUUAAGAACAACUUAAAAAAAACUACUAAAACUGGAGGGGGGUAGGAAUCUUAAAUGAAAAGAAAAUUUAACUUUUUAUUUUCUUCCCUGUUUUUAUAAUUUACAUUACGAACUUAACUGAGGCAAGGAUAAGUUGUCCGGGAUAAGAGUUAGGAAUAAUAAGUCCAUAAUUAUGUGAACAAUUGUAAAUGUUGUGGUUUUCCAUAUCUGUGCACAAUUUGUAGGACUUUACUUAUUGUGUAAAAAUUAGUACCUAUGCAAACUAGUUGAGAAAUAAAAUAUAAAUACAAUUUUGUAUUCUGUUUAACUGCCAACAUAAAUAUAUGUUCACUAAUAUAUAAAUUUAAUUUGUUUAUUUCAUUUUUUUUUUGUUUGAAUUUUGUGUGAAAAUUAUAUUGAAUAAACUUGGUUGCUAGAAUGUCCAAAAAAAUGUCAAACACUUUUCUUUUUUACUUGAAAUUUAUCGAAUUGUUCUUUUUGUGAAGAUUCAUAAUGUUUAAAGAGAUUUAAAUGUGUAUAAAAUGAUCCACUCUUUUUGAAAUCUCUCAUAUUAGAAGGAUUUUUUUUUCUUUUUCUUCAUGUGCUUCAUUGAUGUUGUGUUCCCCCGUUCUUCAUUUCAAAACUGAAUGCCUCACAACCAUUUUUAUCCACUGCCAUGUAUUAAUGUUUAUAAACUGUGUGUGAAAAAUAUGUAUAUGACAUAUUAGGUGCUAAAAAGAAAUAAUGUUCUUCAUAGAUUUUUAUUUUUUGCUUAUAUUUUUGAGAAAAACAAAGUGACUAUCCCUAUAAAUAUACACUUUGCAUAAUGCCAGUUGCAUCUCACACAAAUAUAUAUUCGUGCGUGUGCUAUUUUGUAUUCAUCUUAUCUUAUUUUACUUUUAAUUGAAAGAAAAUUAAUUAAUAUGUAUUUCGAAUGAAAGAACAAAGCUUUAAAUAGUGUUUUUAUUUUGGAUACAGAUGUUGAAAACAUAAUAAUAAUGUUAAAUGAAGUGUGUUCUUUUCAUUUGCAAGGCAACAAGGAAAUCCUAUAUGUGUCAAAUCAGGGUUGUCACUUCACAGGGAAAACCUGGAAAAUACAGGGAAUUUAAAAGUCACCUAAAAUAACAGAGAAAAUGCAGGGAAUUUUGGUUGUUUCUUUAGAAACAGGGAAUUUUGUUUCUUAUUUUUGUCUUUUAAAAGAUGGUAACCACUCAAAGCGUUAUCUAUGGGAAAUUUAACAGAUAUUUCAGCUAUACUAAACUAUUUCAUUUAAUAUAGCAUUAUUUAAGUUUGUUCAGCUGUUUUUCCUGGAAUUAAAACUAAUAAAUAUAGUUAGCCCAAUAUGGCUCUCACAAGAGCACAGUAAUUGUUGUUUCCUCUUAAUAUAUUGUGUAUAAUAUACAUGGGGAAAACACAGGGAAUUUUUUUUCUCCAGAUUUGAGUGGCAACCCUGCCAAUGCUAAUUGAAUAAUUUGGCUCUUUGCAAGUGUCAUCAUCUUUUUAAAAUGUAGCCAAAGUCUUCAACAUUUUCUAAUCUGUCUGAUAUUAGGCUUACUAAUUGAAAAAAGUCUACAACAUCUUCCAAUCUGCUGACAUUUUUUAGAUUUCGCCUUUAUGCUUUUAGAUCUCUCUAUCUCUCUCAAAUCAUUUGAGAGGUAGAUGGUGUAAUUUUUAAUAAUAAAUAGGUCAAUUGCAACAAAAAUAAAAAGGACUGAUUAAAGACUUUACCAAUGAACCAUAUGAAUUGCAAAAUAACCAGGCACAUUUGCCAUAUUCUUCAAUUAGCCUAGGGCAUAUCUAGAUCCUUUAUUUUUCCUUUUAUUUUUUUGAACUUAAAAUUUGAAAAAAAAAAGUGUUUCGAGUGAAAUGUUUUAUUUUAAUAAGUUUUUGCAGUAGCAUCGAACUUUUUUUUUUAGGAAGAAUAUUUUUCAGUGUUUUAUAGUUUAUAUAGUACACGUUUAAUAGUUUAUAUCCCUUUAGCAAUAACUUAGAUGAAUACUACUUAUAAUCCCUAGAAUGGUAAAAUGCAUUUAGAAAUAAUUAUAGUUUAACUGUUCUCGAGUAUAGUUUCAAAAUAACUUUAAAAGGAUACCAUAAAAUCUCUAUUAUAGUCUUGUUUGCUAUAUAUUAUCAAUAUUAUGGGACAGGCAUUUAUUUCUGUUUAACUCAUUUAAUAUUUUUUGAAAAUGAAAAAAAUAUAGUAUAUGAUUCAAAAAAAUAAAUCUUAUUAUAAUUCAGUUUUGCUUAUUAUUUUUGUUUCGUCAGUGCCAAAAUCAUUAUUUUUAUUAAUAGUGGAUGCACAAAUUAUGCGUCAUUAAUUGCAUGCUAUACAUAAUAUUUAUGACAAGUAAUAAUAUCAUUUGUUUUAUAGCUUAUGUUACUAAAAGCUUGUUUACAUACUUUACCCAUUUCAGUUUUAAAUCGAACUAUGUACUGUAUGGCAGUCAAAGUAUGACCUUUAUGUAUAUAUUUUUAAUCAGACAUAAAAGUGCAAAUCAUUUAAUGUUGCGCUUAGUGAGCAUGAAUACACUCUUGCAAUAUGGCCUCUGUACAUCUGUUAAGAAGAGAAAUAUAUGUAAUUUAUUCAGCAGAUUUAUGAAAUGUUUAUUGUGAUUGUUUUUACUAUGUGAUGAGUACUAUUUUGUUCUAUUAUUAUUCUAUUGUAUGAAUCUUUUAAAAAAUGACUGUGUUUAAAAAAGCAUUUACCAUUUUGCAUCACAUGUAAGUAGUAUUUUAGUAUAAAAUAAAGAUAUUCUGCUAUUU